Messenger RNA from Alternaria atra, 1689 nucleotides. RefSeq lists its product as uncharacterized. Gene Ontology annotation, molecular function: transcription corepressor activity. The record is from RefSeq and is a predicted model, not a curated record. The transcript is spliced from 2 exons. Gene Ontology annotation, cellular component: nucleus; endoplasmic reticulum. Gene Ontology annotation, biological process: regulation of transcription by RNA polymerase II; phospholipid biosynthetic process; endoplasmic reticulum unfolded protein response. Bases 1 to 1689 code for a protein of 562 amino acids. NCBI's taxonomy places the organism in Eukaryota, Fungi, Ascomycota, Dothideomycetes, Pleosporales, Pleosporaceae.
AUGGAGCAGGAACGACCACUCCAACGUGCCCCGCCGCCUGCAUACACACAACACGAGCCCGAGUCGCUGCAUCUCCCUUCGGUACCGACGCAUAUCCCGAGCCAUGUCCCAGAUCAUGCAAGGCUGCCGGGCAUCAAGUCGCUGGACCUGCCCGACACCAAAACGCGUCAUACUCCGCACAACUCGAUAGAAUUCAGCCCACGGUCGCAAUACGAUGCAUCGCAAUGGGGCAGGUUGCCAAUGCCAAACAAUGCGACCAUCCCACGAGCGCCUGAUAGCCUGUCGCGCGAAGACAUAGGAAGUCCCAUGGAUACGGCAAGUGUGCGCAGUGAGAACACAGGUAGACGAGAGACGAGUGUUAGUAUGGACGAUCCGGAUGUAAGGCUGGCAGCGGAAGCAUUGAGUGGACUGGGAAAUCCAGACUUUGUUCGCUCGCCAACAGCACGAUCCCUCACGCUUUCCGCUCGAGAAUCUACAACCGAACCCCCAGAACCGCUCCUCUCCUUGAUUACGUCGAAUCACCCAUGGCUUGGGAGCGGUAUCAACGGCUCCAUCUCAGCCUACAAUACGACCAAAGGCUAUACUCCACGACUGGUCCAAUACGGUGCUGAGCUCAUUGAGCGCAACAUUGGAUCGCCAAUGGUCAACACUGUGUCAUCUGUUGGUAGAAGAACCGGUAUGGAGAAAAGUCUGCGACGCUAUCUAGGAGACAGACGACCCAGCGACCUCGAACAGGGAGAUGGCGAGAGUUCAAGAAGCAAAAGACAAAGGAUCGCCAGUCCGGCCGACGAUGCCAUGGAUGUCGACGAUGCGCUUGCAGCGGCAUCACGAACAAGAGGCGGCUCGCAAUCCUCGUACACCGAGUCGCUUCCUGCCUACGAUGAUCAGCGCUCUCCAAACUAUGAGGAAGCAGUCAUCUCUAGAGAAGUCACGUCGCAAAAAUCGCCAGAGCAACGCUCAAACACUCCGCAGGACCGUCGUGUCAACUGGUCUACACAGCUUAUCAUGACAACCUCCGGUCUUGGUGUCGCGCUGUCAGAGACAUCACUACGAUCCUUGAAGCUCUGCCUCGGUCUCCUCCGCGGCGCAACAACUCACAUUGACUCCGUCAUGCGCGCGCUCACGCUUGUCCUCGAAGAAUACGAAGCCGCCCUCAACAACCAAAGGCAGUCCAGCAGCCAAGACGAGAAGACGCAACUCAACGGCAACAUGGCCCAAAUGGGCCUCGCCGACACCACAGACAAGGAUGACCAAGUCCGCAAAAUCGCCGACCGUAUCAAGGCCCUCUCGUCGGAUAUCUGGCAGACCCUCCAAUCAGUCGUGCAAUCCGUAUCCCGCUACACAGGCGGUGCUCUCCCGCAAAACGCCCAAACGGUCGUUCGUACACAAUUGCUGUCUGUACCUCAGCGAUGGCAGCUCGCGGGACGCAACGCGAACAACGAAUAUGCGGGUGGCGAUGAGGUCAGAGGCGCGAACCGCAUGUUGGCGUUUGCCAAGGAGGGACUGGAUAUGAUGGGUCAGAUUACUACUGUUGUUGAUGGUACAGUUCAGAGUGCUGAGAGCUGGCUUGCGCGUAUUGGACGAAGGCCGCAGGGUGAGUCUAGUAGUGCUGGUGGUCAGGCACCGGAGCGGAGAGAGAAGACGCCAAUGGCGCUUGAGGCGGGGGUGCAGAUGGGUGAGAAGAGGUAG